This is a messenger RNA of Trichomonas vaginalis G3, 642 nucleotides long. Its product is annotated as EF-hand family. The record is from RefSeq and is a predicted model, not a curated record. NCBI's taxonomy places the organism in Eukaryota, Parabasalia, Trichomonadida, Trichomonadidae. The coding region runs from base 1 to 642 and encodes 213 amino acids. Gene Ontology annotation, molecular function: calcium ion binding. The transcript has a single exon.
AUGCCUAUCGAUAAAUCUAAGAUUGCUAACUUCAAUGAAAUCUGGGCUAGAUUCGAUCCUGAUGGAAAGAAUAUUCUCAAGAAGAAGAAGUUCCAUGAGUUCAUUCAAGCCUUUAUGAUCGAGAACUGGGAAUCAUCAAUGGCCUCCAGACCAUAUAUUGAUAAUGAAGAUGCAGAUAUUAAGGAAGAUGAGGAUCCUGAUCAUCCACGUCCACUCAAAUUUAUCGGUGUCAAAGAAUUUAGCGAAAGAUGUACAAACUUCCUUUACGAUUCUUUAGAUAUUAAUAAUGAAGGUUUUGUUACCCAGAAGCAAUGCCUUCACUGCGUGAAAGGCCUCUCUGGUUAUCUCCAAGGCUUCGAACUUAAAGUUUACUUCCGUGUUCUCGACACAGACCGUGACCAGAAGGUUACAAGAAAACAAAUUGUUAAAAUGAAAUACCUCUUAGGCCUCCCAUAUUCUGAAUCAACCAUGUUAAAGAACUUUGAUAAUAAAUUAGGCAAAGAAUUCAAGAAGGUCAACUUUAAGAAGUUCUAUUACCUCUUCAAGGACCGUCCAACAGAAGAAGACACUGCCUAUGAUCCAAAGCUUUUCACACUUAAGGAAACUGAUGAAGGCAAAGGCGGAUGCUGCUUACUUAUUUGA